This is a messenger RNA of Cylindrotheca closterium, 456 nucleotides long. The record is from the annotation of a GenBank genome assembly. NCBI's taxonomy places the organism in Eukaryota, Bacillariophyta, Bacillariophyceae, Bacillariales, Bacillariaceae.
AUGGCUGAACCGAUAUAUAGCGAAUUUACCGGUGACAACGCUGAAAUAAAUUCUCUGGCAUUGUUAGAAGGCCGUUACACAUUACCUGAUCUGUUGGACCCAGCUACGGCUUCUUUCUUAUCUCACUGCCGAUUUCACAAAGGGCACUCUCCAGUCCACUUGCAAGUCUCCAAGGACAAUCAAGUGUACUUCUGGUCGCGUAACCCUGAGAAUAAAGGAUCCGAACCUAAUGGACUACAUAAUGGACACUUUAAGGCGGCUAUCCAGUCUCCAUCUAUAGCAUACUGUGAUGCCCUUUUCCGGAACAUUCCUCUCACCACAGGGUUUGUUCCUCUUCAAUGGCAAAACCUGAUGAACUUUGCCAUUGAAAAGAAGCCUGGAGACUUCCGCCUAUCUAAAAUGCGCACCAUCCAGCUGAUGAAAGCUGAUGAAUUCCGAGGCCCAGGCAAACAAUAA